AUGUCAGUUUUGUCGAUAGAAUACAACCGUAUCAUAGUAUUCAAGGAACCCAUACAAGACAGAGUUCUUCCAGAUCACGUGAUUAGAACUGAAAAGGUACUCAAUGAAGGAGGCUGCAGGGUGAAGUGUUUUUUGGAACCAAAAUGCGUGUCUAUUAACGUGGGUCCUGGAGGUGCUCAUACAAGAACAUGCGAACUUAACAAUGCCACUGACGAGAGCCCUUCACUGUCUUCGCUGAAAAAGAAGGAACAUUACAUUCACUUUGCUAUUGAGGUAUGUUAAAACUGGCUUUUGACUCGUACGUACUGAAUGAUGACGAUAACGAUUCAGGACAUACAUCUAAUAACGAUGAUGAUCAUGACGUUUUCGUUGCAUAUGAUGAUGAUGACGAUGAUGAUGGUGAUGUUGAUGAUGAUAAUGAUGAUGACCAUAUUACUAAUGCUGCUGCAGAUAAUGAUGAAUGAUGGUGACAAUAUUGAUGACAAUGAUGGUGAUGGAGGCGAUGAAGAUGAUGAUUAUGGUUUUGAUGAUGAUGAUUUUUGUUGUUGAUGAUGAUGAUGGUGAUGAUGUUGAUUUUGGCGCUGUUGUUGUUAUGGAUGCUAAUGAUGUUGAUAAUGCUGAUGAUAACAGAUGUAUCAUAAUUCUGUUCUUGGAAUUGUUAUUAAUGAUGGUGACGAUAGUUAUGAUUCUGAUGAUGAUGUUGACGAUGAGAUGUUGAAAACAGCGAUUCCAAGAAGCGAUAUAAGUGAGACGUGCUGAUAACAAUGGUAAUAUAAUAGAGAUUGUUAUAAAGGUGCUGUAGGAAUAUCUACCAAAAGUGUCACUGCAGUAGUUUAACAAUUCAGUUUUGUCGCUCCAAAAUGCUUAAGAAUAAAUGUGAUCCAACUUCUAUUUGUUUUUUAUUUAGAAACAUGUUCAAAGGUAAGGACAUCGUAGUUUCAUUUCGAAAAUACAGCAAUUUGAACUUCCUAGUUUUCACAGUGCGUGACACCAAAACAGGAAUGCUGUCUCGUUGAAAAAAGUCUCUCCUCUUGAUUUUCAGCAGUAUAACCGUUUCAAGUAUUAGAGGAUAUGUUUAUGCGCACGUAGGCUGGUUCUCGAGUGAAAAGAAAGAGCUUUUAUAGAAAAAGUGAACUCCAGAUGUUAGAGGAUAUGUUUAUGCGCACGUAGGCUGGUUCUCGAGUGAAAAGAAAGAGCUUUUAUAGAAAAAGUGAACUCCAGAUGUUUUGUUGAUUUCCGGCGGCCAUAUUGGUGGACCAAAACGGUACACUAAUAUGGCGUACCCAUACAAAGCUCUACAAAGGUGCGUGAAACGUUUCGACAAAUAACUCGGAAACUGUGGGCCAUAAAGACCUGAGACUUGGACAAAUUGUUUAUAUAUCAGUCUUUGGUAACAUUUCAUUUUCUUGGUUUCUUCCACUGGACGGUUUCCAAUUUAUUUUUUUGUUGCGUGACAGUGAAAACGAUCUAUAGACUGUGGAAACCACAUUGCGGAUUAACUUUUGUGAUGUAGUAUAUGCCGGAGAACUGGAAAAACAAAUAAUGCACAUCAAAUUUAAGGCUGCAAAUUAAUAAAACAUCUAAUGGAUUAUCUUUUUAACUCAGAACUUUUGCCAAAUUAACGAUGAUCCGUGCCCAGGAGAAAACGAGUUAUGUGAAGUUGGGUUCACAGAAAAACGCUACAGAUGUGUCUGUCGCGAUGGGUUCAUGUUUAUAAACGACAACUGUACAGGUAAUAUGCAGCAGCUAGAUGCAUAAAACAACUCAUAUUCUUCGCCAUUAACGAAGGCUUGAGAGCCAAGUUUAUAGUUCAUUGCACGCUUGUAAGUAUAGAGUAAUUUCACAUGACGUCACGACGGCCAUAUUGAUGUUCGAAAACAAUGAAACGGCGGCCAUGUUGGUAUUCCAAAAAAUUCUUCAGGGAGUUGAAUUCUUUUCUUGUAGAAACGCUUCCUUUUGCUCGCUUAAAUUUGCAUAAUUGCUGGCCACGUGCAUGAAAACCUUCAAUAGGAAGAAACCUGUUACUUUGCUUUCAUCCUCUCUCUACAAACGUAAGUAAAAGGCACCGCCGACUUUAUAAGAGGGAGCUUUAAAUAUAGCAUUUUUUUAGAUACGGACGGCAGCAUGAAGUGGUAUUUUUGUAUUCCUGGACGGUAAUUUUGUCCAGAGGUUUGGGAAAAAUCGUAUCUAUAAAAGUAAACACACUCAGCAAAACAAAUUUGGUAGGCUGACUUCCGGUUGACAUGCUUCGAUUAAAAAACGCCUUUGCUAAGGACAUCAGUGUGCAAGGAUUAACUUACUUUCAUACGGGGAGUUUACCCUUUUCUACCGUAGCCUGCGCGCGAAAUGGGUCUCUGGUCUCUGGUUCGUUUAUUUUGUGUCACUGAGAUAUUACCUUGAAUCUUAGUCUGUUAAUCAGACUCACAGAUUGGCCAUUUUGAGACUGAUUUCGCGAGAGACUGGGUCGGGGAUGUGUCGAACUGCAUUGUGGGAGCGUCUUGGGAGACGAAUUUUUACCCACACUCCUGUGCGAGCUUGCAAAAGUCAAGGGGAAACAUCACUGUUUACAAACAAUGAGUGAAACAAAAGAACCUUCCGCUUUUGUUACGAGAACUAAUGCGCUUCUGGUGGGUACAUUUAAAAUAUCAAUAGUUGACGUUAGCGUGAAUAUGGCUACAGAACGAUUAAAGAAGCGAUAGUGUCAAUUGAACGCAACAUCGAAACAAACUCUUGGGAAAAGUCCCAAGAGAGCCACUGAUACAAAUUACGAGGGAUUGACUCUUAUUUUUUGUAGAACUAAAAAACAUUGUUUUUCUACUUCAUUUUUUAUAUCGUCAUUCUUGUUCAAUGUUGACAGAUAUUGAUGAAUGCAAAAAGGAAUUGCACGACUGCAAGCUAGGUAUGCCAGGGGGCAUGACAUGCGUAAAUGAGCCUGGUUCGUUUCGUUGUGAAUGUCUCCCCGGUUUUGUUAAAGAAGGUACUAUCUGUAAAGGUCAGUAUUUUAAGGGGAAUAUUCUAACAGCUCCGAUGCCUUCUUAAGAAUAGUGACCGAGCGCGUAGGGAGAGGUUAUUAUUGAUUUUUUUAAGAAGGGCAUUAUCCGGUUUAGUGAACCUUUCUAUUGCUUUAGAACCAGCAGGUCAUUAUUGUGGCCACUAAAAUGGAACAGUGGGUUAUUAUUCCUAAUAAUGACUGUCUGUUCCACCUGUCUUCCGUGACCAGCUCCUUCGAUCCAGUUGUUGAAAAUAAUAAUAUUUUCAAAACAAUGGAAAGGUGCAUUAAACAUAUUCAAUAACCUUUUUAUCAUUCAUUAUCACUACUGGCAGACUCACAACGUUAUUACUUUCGAGAAUAAAUUUUUGGCAUCAUUUUUAGUUCCUACGCAGUUUAGAGAACGAACGGAUGUUUUGUUUUAAAAGUUACCCUCGCAGAGCGUAACCAUUAACAUGUUUUUGCGUGUUGUUUAGAUCUUGACGAAUGUGGGUCCUCCAGCUUGAACAACUGUUCACCUAACGGGAAAUGUGUGAAUGAACAUGGUUCAUUCCGUUGUGAGUGCAUUGUUAUUGGACAGUGUAAAGGUCAGUGAAUAUUACUAGAGGUCGCUAAUCAGAUUACUUGUAACAAGGCUUUGUGUAACUUGCAUCUUUCUGUUUACUGUACGUUAUUAGGGAGCUUAAGAAACCACGAUGACGGCGAAAACGACAACGUCAAAAAAAAAAAAAAUUUUAUGAGCAAAACAACAGCUUUGCACGUGCAUCACACUUUUCAGUACAUUUCUUUGACGUUUACUGCACGCGCACGACUACGACGUGAAACCCGCUAAUGUGACUUUUUAUGGAGGACGUAAACAUACGACGACGAAUUUUCCUUUCUCGUUUUGAAACUGGAUAAAGUCCUCAGGAAUUCAACUCCAGGAAAAAUUGCCUGCAUUUGACAAAUUGCGCGGGUGCAAAUAGACGCGAUAAAGUUUAAAAGGACGUAAAUUGAUUAUUUUAGCGACGUUUUCCCUGCCGUCGUCGUCUUCGCCGGUUGCGUAAGUUUUCUAUUCGGAGAUCACAAACAUUAUGAGGUGUCAGCCUUCUUCUCGCCACCUAAAUCAGCUUAAUACCUCAGAAGAAUUUGCCACAGAAAAGAAGUCUUACGAACUCGACAAAACGGUUUACCCUGUUUCUUUGAUAUUGAUCAGUUUAAUUAUAUCCCAGAAUGCCAUGAUGCUCUCGGGGUAGAAAGCGGUGCAAUCUCUGAUAGGCAAAUGAGUGCUUCUUCGCAGUUGGAUGAAAAUCACGCUGCCUCUCAGGGAAGGCUCCACGUUGAAGCUGUUUUAAGCAAAAGCGGGUCAUGGUCAGCAAAAGAUAAUAAUGUAUCUCAGUGGCUUCAAGUUGAUUUGGGUAAUCCGCACACCAAGGUCAUUGCCCUAGCAACACAAGGCAGAAAUAACUACCCUCAGUGGGUAACGAAAUACAAAGUGCAGUAUAGCGGAGAUGGCGUCAGUUUUCAAUAUCUCAUGGAGGAACAAUCCAGCACAAUAAGGGUAAGAUGGUGCCCACCGUAGACGUACACAUAUGAAAUAUUUAAGUUAAAUGUCACCUACCUACCUACCUGCCUACCUACCUAAUAUAUAGAUUUAGCCAGGGCUAAAAGCGAAGCUCUCGAUAAUAUUUAUAGUUUGAUCAAACAAAAUAUAAAAUCGUGUAAUGCUAAGCGGCGAAGGUGAAAUGGUGAAAAGGAGCAAUAGGUCUAAUCAGCAAAAAAAAGCAACUUUGCACGUGCAGCACAUUUUUUUUUGUACAUUUCUUUGCUGUUGUUUUGCACGACUACAACGCAAUACUUCCAGAAACUUUUUUAUGGAGGAAAUGUCGUUUGCGUUCUCGGUCACUUUUUUUUCACUGCUGCUCAUUUUCUCCUUACGUUGGUGGCCGCUAGCAUUUCUUAUUUUUUCACCACCGCUACAAAAUUUUCAUGUUGUUCUUCCAACAAAAAAUGUCUCCUUUGUUUUUUAUCUCACGUUCUAGAUCUCUGUCACCCUUUUUCUCGUUGAGUUUCGCUGGCCUGCCGCUUACUCUCUCUUUUUCUCUGUCUUUCUGUUGCUCUAUAUUCCAAAUUUGUGGACAUGACAAUUAAUCUAAGCUUAAUGCUUUAGACAACACGGAUACAGAUACAAUUUCCGCUUUCGGGUGGCUAUGCGAUUUCCCGCCAAAAUAACCUCGAGUCUCAUUUUGGUUGCCAUACCUGUUAGUUGAGUUAUUUUACAUUGGUAUGCCUGUGGUGCGGACAGACGGUCUCUCGGGCGGUCGGUGUACGGUCACGUGAUUACCAAUAAUUUUCUCGGCUGGUUACAUUACCACAUUUGCUUACCAAUGGUGCUCCGCUGGGCGCGCUUCGCACGCGAGAGCUCCGCUACCAGGAAAGCCAAUUGGGCUGACCGCAGUGACAUAUUUUCCCAGUGGAAAGUGUUAUCCACCGUUUGAACAACUAGUAUAGGGAGAGGGAGAGGGAAAUGAGAUAGACAAGGUGGAGCAAAGUGUCUUUUCUAAGAAAACGACGCAACGGCAAGGCUUGAAUUCCCGAGGGGAUGGGUACUUCCUAUAAUGGCCCAUACGGGGAGGCCCCGCCCAAAAGCGGCACCCUUCUUAGGUUCCAGAUCUAUAAAAGGGUAGAUAGGGAUUUCACUAGUUGAAGUAUAUGAAAGGGAAGGGAAGUCUGUUUUUGUGGUCUGUAAAAGGACCCAGAAGGGCUAAUGGAUGCACUUUAUGGUUUUGGAAAAGUCGAGGAAACUUUCUGGUUUUGUGAUUUAUACAUAUUUAAAAGCCAGUGCAUUAUUUAACAGUUAAAAGAGAUGCAAAGUGCUAAACAAGGUAUGUGAAAGGGGUACCAUUUUUCAAUAAGAAGGUAUUCGAAAAGGGUAUCCUUUCUGUCAAAAAUGGUAUGUUGAAGGGUAAAGGUAUUAGCCUCACCGUCGUAAUGUUUGUUUGUUAAUCGUCCAGCACCACGUCUCCACGCUCUUUUUGUAUUCAGUAAUUUUUAUUAAUAUUCAUUAAAAGAUGUUUUUCAGCAAUUUCGUCUUCUUUUUUUUAAAUUUUGUUAGGAGUUUGUUGGAAACACAGACCAGGACACUGUGGUCUACCACAAACUCAGUCGUGCCAUCAGGGUACGGUACAUCCGUUUUCUACCAGUAGCCUGGCACGAUCACAUAUCCAUGAGGGUGGAGAUCUAUGGGUGCAAAGGUAAAAUUUGCAAUUCACUCCGGUUAUGAAAACACUGACCAACUGUUGCUUGAGAAAACGGGGAGUGUUGCAAUAAUAACGCCCUUCCUAAUUCAUGCCCAAAACAAAAAACGCCAAUUAAAACAAAUGCAGUCAAUGCUUGCCUUGUUUUAGGCCUUAAAAAUAUAUUAACAUUCAAUUGUUUCCUCCUGAAUAGGGUCAUAAGUAACUCUCGUGGAACACACCUAUCCUAGAAAGAAAGAAGUAACCCUUAGGUGGUAGUGGGAACCACAAAAUGGAUUAGACAGUAUAGAGCUUUACAAUGUAGUACGUUGCUACUACUGUAAUACUUUAUUUUAGCUUUUCUAGCCCCUGAUGAAGACUUUUGAGUAGUCGAAAUAUUGGGCAAAUAAAUUUGUAGAUUACCAACCCUUAGCUGUCCGAUCAGCCUUGCCUUCAAUUUUAAGUGCACCUACUCUAUCAGCCAACAAAUUGUUAACGUUAUAGCCCAGUAAAAUCAUAAAUCGCCCCAUGUAAGGAAAUCUGGAUUACGGAUUCCGGGGAAUUUUUUGCUAGUGGUAUCCUGGGCUUAGGAAUCCGGAAUUACGACUCAACGAAUCCGGAAUCCCACUGACGAUUGGAAUCCCGAAUCCAAAUUCCACUGAGAAGAAUCCGGAAUCCAGUACCCGGAAUCCAAAUCCAAUCCAAAAUUUACUGUAUACGCUUUUAAUUGAUUGAUUUAGAAUGUGCAGAUGAUCUGGGAAUGGAAAACAAUCAUAUUAGCGAUAAUCAAAUCAGUGCCUCUUCGGAGCUGAGUCCCAAUCACAAAGCAAACCAAGGUAGACUUUACUAUACUGCAGACGGAGGCAAAGGGGGAACCUGGUCAGCUAAAACAACCGAUAAAAAUCAAUGGCUUCAAAUUGAUCUUGGUGGUCUGUACGCUACCGUAACAGCAGUGGCAACGCAAGGCAGACAUGACAAGGAUGAAUGGGUUACGGAAUACAUGUUGCAGUACAGUAAUGAGACUUUGAGUUUCCAGCAUUACAGAGAGCCAGGACAAACUUCGUAUGAGGUAUGAGAAAAUAAAUAAAUAUAUAAACCUUUUCUUUUUUUGCCAGGAAAGCCUGUUUAUCAUGUUUACAUGUUGUUGCGGUUUUAAUCGUCUUAACUCAUUUCCAGUUUUCAACAAAAAUGACAGUACACGGAUUUUACAUCUAACAAAGAGGCCUGGGUGGAGAUACUCAGAAGGCUCCGGAGAAUCAUAUGUUCUGCCACUUAACUAUGUGCUCAAACCCCUAACCCUCCCCGGACCCUCCCCUUUACAUACCGAGCGUUUUUAAUUCGCUUUUCUCGUUGGAAACUUCUUGAAAUUAUUCAAGAGUACAUCAUCCGUUGAGGGUCUCACAGGAUACUUCGUAAGACCCUUGAAAAUACCGGUACCCACAUUAGAAUUUUUCUUACCAUUUUCCUAUCAUUCAACUCGUGAGAUCCCUAUAGUUUUGAAAUACCUUUAGCCGGCCAGCAAAGCAUCCCUGUAUAGUCCGUUUCCGAUUGGAAACCUCCCCCCAAACCCACACGCACUACGAGUUGCCAUGCAAGUCAGGGUUAGGUCCUGAGUCAAGACGAGUGUGCGUUGUAGAGUGAAAAAUACGUACUCCUAAUAAUCUGUUUAUUUCCUCUGGUUAGAUCUUUGAAGGGAAUGGUGAUCGUGAUACCGUAGUUCUUCAUAGCUUGAGUACGCCAUUCAAGGCGCGUUACAUCCGUUUUCUUCCAACUGGUUGGCAAGGCAACAUUUCAAUGAGAGUAGAGCUUUAUGGAUGCAAAGGUAAUUUAGAAGGUACAUGUUUUCAAUUCUGAAAGCAACGGUCCAGUUCAUUUCUUUUUAGGACUGUUGUUGACAGUGACUGACGUUUCAACAACCUGUGCGGUAGUCAUCUUCAGAGUCAAAGCGAGUUGUAUCACGUCAGAACUCCUAACCGUUGUUACAGUGGAACCAUGGAAAUUUGGUCGUAUUAACGGGGUGGCCGUAUUAACGGGGUAGGGUCAAAUUAUGGUGCAAAAUACUUUUAAACUACAUUUUACUACAUGUAUACCUUAAAUCCGCUAUAAAUCAACCUUUUUGCAGUUAAUUAACAACCUUACAACCGCAAUUCAAUGCAACUGAACAAUGUAACAGUAAACGAAACCGAGUAAUGAGAAAAACAUUGACUUCUUUUAGUUCCUUGUUAUGAAAGGAAGGGGCUUGUGAAAUGUGGCGGAGGAUACGGGAUGGAAAUCCCAUGCGUUUACAAGUUUACUGGACAGCCAAGAAACGUUGAUAUGCUUAACAAAUUAUUAGACAUUCCAAAUAACCGAUCUGUGGGAAAAGAACAGGAAAUGGACUCGAAGAGAAAAGCCACAGUGGAAGGCAGCAGAAACAAGAAGGCAAGAUAACUAUGAGAGCCUUGNGAUCGUGAUACCGUAGUUCUUCAUAGCUUGAGUACGCCAUUCAAGGCGCGUUACAUCCGUUUUCUUCCAACUGGUUGGCAAGGCAACAUUUCAAUGAGAGUAGAGCUUUAUGGAUGCAAAGGUAAUUUAGAAGGUACAUGUUUUCAAUUCUGAAAGCAACGGUCCAGUUCAUUUCUUUUUAGGACUGUUGUUGACAGUGACUGACGUUUCAACAACCUGUGCGGUAGUCAUCUUCAGAGUCAAAGCGAGUUGUAUCACGUCAGAACUCCUAACCGUUGUUACAGUGGAACCAUGGAAAUUUGGUCGUAUUAACGGGGUGGCCGUAUUAACGGGGUAGGGUCAAAUUAUGGUGCAAAAUACUUUUAAACUACAUUUUACUACAUGUAUACCUUAAAUCCGCUAUAAAUCAACCUUUUUGCAGUUAAUUAACAACCUUACAACCGCAAUUCAAUGCAACUGAACAAUGUAACAGUAAACGAAACCGAGUAAUGAGAAAAACAUUGACUUCUUUUAGUUCCUUGUUAUGAAAGGAAGGGGCUUGUGAAAUGUGGCGGAGGAUACGGGAUGGAAAUCCCAUGCGUUUACAAGUUUACUGGACAGCCAAGAAACGUUGAUAUGCUUAACAAAUUAUUAGACAUUCCAAAUAACCGAUCUGUGGGAAAAGAACAGGAAAUGGACUCGAAGAGAAAAGCCACAGUGGAAGGCAGCAGAAACAAGAAGGCAAGAUAACUAUGAGAGCCUUGAAAUGCUGCAAAGUGAAGUCUUUCAGAUCUUUUGUAUUUAUUUAUUCGUGCAUCCUUUUUACUGAACACUGCAAUUCACCGGAUGUCAUGCUAAUCACUAACACCUUUGCCCAAAAACAUUCAAUAAAAUAUUAGUAAUGCGUUACUGUUUGUCAGAUUGCGUCUGUUUUCAUUCAGCUAGCCUGAGUAUCAUCUUUCGCCUUUUCCCCAGAAACGCCUGAUACUCAGGCUAUCAUUCAGCAGCCCCACCAACGUAAAACUGACCAGCAUAAUUGCCCCAUUAAAAUAUUUCUUUUAUUGCUGAGUCCUGAGGGUUUCCACCAGCAACCAGCAUUAUUGCCCCACCAGCCUAAUUGCCCCAAAUCAGAUAAGAAAAUGAGUGGACUUUUGUUCGGGCCACAAAAAAGUGGUCGUAAUAACGGGGUGGUCGUAUGGCGGGGUUCCGUCACUCUGACAUUCUUGCUAAAACUAACUCGUAGUAGAAUGAUGACAGCCUUUUCCUGGCCAAGAUGACGCUUAUUUAAGCGUGCGCACUGCUAACCUUUUGACUUUCUCCGCUAUUGGUAUACGUAAAGUCUUACACUUCAUCGUUAUUAUUAUUAUUUUAAAUUAUAGAGUUCUUAAUUAUAAUUUCAUACUGAAGAUUUUUACCGGGUAAGUAUAAGUAUAAAUGAAAUGUAUGUAUCGCACCUUGUCGGCAACUUGACUGAUUUACCAUGUGAUUUAAAAAAAUAAAAUAAAAUAAAGAAAUUCAUACCACAAAAUUGUACCUUUUUCAAUUUUUGUUUUACAUUUCCUUUCAGACUGGAAAAAGAUUAACUAUGAAUCAGUCUGCUACGAAGCUAAAAAAGACUCACAUGGAAGUUUUCGCGUCACCAAACCGGGACUCAUCCACACGUUUAAACUUGUUCACUGA
Messenger RNA from Porites evermanni, 10308 nucleotides. NCBI's taxonomy places the organism in Eukaryota, Metazoa, Cnidaria, Anthozoa, Scleractinia, Poritidae. The record is from the annotation of a GenBank genome assembly.